Striga asiatica is the source of this 477-nucleotide messenger RNA. NCBI's taxonomy places the organism in Eukaryota, Viridiplantae, Streptophyta, Magnoliopsida, Lamiales, Orobanchaceae. The record is from the annotation of a GenBank genome assembly.
AUGCCAAGUGUAGUCACAUCGAAUAGUAGGAGGAAAAUCAACUAUGGCACAAGCUUGCACUCCAUCAGAAUGGGAGCUGGAGCUGACGAUGCAAACCCAACCGAUGCCCUCACUUUUUUUAUGGCAUCACCAAAAACAUCCUUCACCGUAAAGCUCACAAGAUACACGCUGAGCCCGCACCUCACAGCCUUGUCAAGGCUCUUAAGCUCCAACAUGUUGCGUCGAUUUUAUCGAAUACUUCGCCACCAUAGAUUCCACAUCUUCAGGCUUCAACUCUAUUGUGAACCGAGAAAUAUACCCAAAUUGGUACAGUGGGCAAUUAAGAUCAGGUGGCCACGGAAACUCGCCAAACUGAAAAUCAAAUCCUCAACAAUCAAUCUCUACACAUUAGUCGAAACAGUGUACCCGAUUUUCGUGGACUUGGUGGAUGAAAUCCUUGGCGACCUCGUCGGCUAUCUCAAAGCAGAGUUGUUGAUA